CAUGUGUACAAAUCUUGUCCUCACUCAUGGAUCAUAUGAACCGAAACAUUCACUCACACUCAAAAAACCCAAUCUUUACAUUCUUUUAUACUAUCAUCAUCAUCUACACCUCGAAAAUUCCAAAAAAAAAAAAAACCAACAAAAAAUGGCAGAGGAGUUUCAUCUUCCUUUAAUCGAAAACGAUCCGAUUCCUACCGAAGAAGAUUUCGAAGCAAACACUACUUUCAUAGACGACGAAUACCUCCGUUACCUUCACUACUUGGAUUCACGGAGCAGCCAUGGGAUCAACACGUUUGGUUCUUACGAUGAGAUCUUUGGUCUAGUUCUCGGCAAUUCAUCAUCUACCACACGGGGAUUGAAUGCGGCAGAGGAACUUCCGGUGGUGGAGUUUACAGCGGAAGAAAUGAUGGAGAGAGGUUUAGUGGUUUGCGCCAUAUGUAGAGAGGAGUUUGCUGCUAAUGUGAGACUCUCUGAGCUUCCUUGUCAGCAUUAUUACCAUAAAGACUGUAUCACAAAUUGGUUGAGUAAUCGGAACACUUGUCCGCUUUGUCGUCAUAAUGUGGAAUUACCUAAAGACGGUUGAGAUUGUUUGUACUAAUUCAGACCGCACCGUACCAUCUCCAUUCGGGUGCCUGAGAGUUUUAUUUUUUGGUAAAAUAUAAUUAUUGUUUUUCUUUCCCGAAAAAUCUUUGAAAGGGAUGCAACACAAAUCUCCGGGGAGGUCACGUAUCCAAGUAUAAAUGUUGCGUCACUGCGGAGUUCUGAUGGGAUCCUAGUGCAUUAGUGGCGGUAUGAUUGCAUCCCUUAAAUAUCAUUGCUAUAAACUAAUUAAGUUGUGUUUUGUCGAAGAUGACCGUAGGUUGCUUGACAAGUAUAGUCUAGUUUUUGUGAAUUAGUUCGGAACUUAUAUGUUAUGAUUUCUACUCUUUUCAAGAUGAAUUGGAAAAAUAAUUUACUGAA
Messenger RNA from Camelina sativa (false flax), 960 nucleotides. RefSeq names its product putative E3 ubiquitin-protein ligase RHC1A. Gene Ontology annotation, cellular component: cytoplasm. Lineage: Eukaryota; Viridiplantae; Streptophyta; Magnoliopsida; Brassicales; Brassicaceae. Gene Ontology annotation, biological process: protein ubiquitination. Gene Ontology annotation, molecular function: zinc ion binding; ubiquitin protein ligase activity. The record is from RefSeq and is a predicted model, not a curated record.